UAUUUCUUCGAUUGAAGUGGUAAAGUAUCGCAGAGCUUGAAAGGAGAUGCUUUAAUGGCUCCUCGUCCGAGAGCCCGGAAAAGGGUUCUAGCGCCUCGUCGUGCUGCCGAUGGAAGCGCCUAUGAAAAAUGCGAUGAGUGUGGUGUUACGGUCGCCGUUGCUCUGUUUGAUAUGCACGAGUGUGGAGAGAAGAGAACGGAAGUGAAGAGAUUCAAGGGCAUUUCAUCUGCGACGAACAAAACAGAUGCUGUGAAUCAAAUCACUGGCCUCGAUGACCAACCCAGAUCGGCUUUUGUUUGCUUUGUGGAAGGUUUUAGGAAAUAUUUUGGAGGAAGCUUGGUUGAUGCUAACCGAAAGUGUUUCGAGAUAUGGAAGACAAUGCCGGCAGAGAGGAAAGAACCGUUUUUUAUUGAAGCUGCGGAGGUGAACUCUGCUUACCUCAGGAGAUUAGACGAUGAAUCCAAAAGUAGUUAUAAGGUAGACGACGAGGCUGAUUCAAGCAUGGUUGGAAAAUUCGACAAGUUCUAUGAGAACUACAACUAUGAAUAUGAAGAUGAAUACAGCGAGGAGGAAUAUGAUUCAUCUGAUAACUUUGGAUACACAAGAUGGUACAUUGCUCUGUUAGAGAUAUAUACAUAUUCAUAGAUACACAUGAACAAUAUAGUCUCUUAAUAGGAUUAGGAUUUGAUAACCUUGUUUAGUCUCCCGAUUCGAGUUAAUCUUCCAUGUGAAUAUAUACGUUAUUUCAUUGAAUGGAAAACUAACGCGUGAUUCCGCAAAUUUUGUCACAGGUUCUAUGAAUCAAAUACACUUAAUAUCUCUUGAAACUAUGUUCUUGGCUCUUCUUUUGCUAAUGUUCAGGAUUUUCCUCUGCUGAAACAGGGAUUUUGAUGCAUCAGAUGGGUAUUGAAGAAAAAUGGGAUAUAGGAGAGGGGCAUUGGGUCCCCCCCUCCCUUUCUCUCUCAGUUCUUAAGAAAGGCAAGUCAAUAUGUUUUGGCUAACAUAUACAUAUAUACAUAUAUAUAUAUAUGUAUGUAUAUAUGUAUGUAUUUGCAAAGGGCAAGUGAGUUUUUGUUAGGCAGAAGCACAGGGAAGUGGCCCAUCAACUUGUUUCUACAAUUUCUCUUUUUGGGUAGCAUGGCUUAUGUGGCCAAGGUUUAAGCGAUGCUCUGUUUCUUCUUUUGAUUUAAAACCCAUGAUUUUUUUUCUUCUGUGCCCUCUUAUUUGGUUUGGAUGAUUCACUAAAUUCCCUUGUCAACCUUAUUCUAACAUAGCCACAAUUUGGAGGCGCGUGCUAUGUGUCUUUCGUUGGUUUUCUUGGCUUUGUUUGGCAUCCAAGAAAAUGAAGGAAAGGAACAAGAAAUGGACCCAAAACCAUUCUUGAAUCCUUGGGCAAAGGGCAUCAUGGUGGUGGUGGGCUUCCGAAGAGAAUCAGAUUCCGAAAAGCAAAAAAUAAAAUAAAAUACAAGGAAGGUAGGUACUAUUUGAUCGAGUGGAGAACAUAACCAUUGUACAUGUUUAUGUUUUCUUAUUAUAAUCUCGUAUGUCCAUAUAUAUAUGCACAUACAUGAUAAACCUUUUCUCUACGUUUUUAAUUAUAAUUUUGCAUGUAUUUUAAUCCGAUGACAUUUUUAA
This is a messenger RNA of Tarenaya hassleriana, 1635 nucleotides long. Its product is annotated as high mobility group B protein 7. The coding region runs from base 55 to 645 and encodes 196 amino acids. Lineage: Eukaryota; Viridiplantae; Streptophyta; Magnoliopsida; Brassicales; Cleomaceae. The record is from RefSeq and is a predicted model, not a curated record. The transcript is spliced from 6 exons.